AUGGAAGCAGCUAACGGAAACCUACCACUGAGCACCCCGCUAAACCGACUGGCCCUUGGUAACUCAAUGCAGAGCAUUAUUGUGCGGCUUAUGAGGCUAUGGGAAGCCAAAAAUUACAUAAGGAAUAGUGAACUGAUGAGUGUAGAUAUGCUACUACUUGAUGAAAAGGAGACAUUCAUCCAAGCAUCAAUACACCACCGCCGUCUAAAACUGUUUAAAGAAAUGUUGGAAGAAGGGAUACUAUUCACUGACAUAACCGAAAUUAGGAGCUUACCAGAUAUAAGUCUACCAAUCAAAAAGGAGAAGUUCAGGCUCUGCUCAUAUGAAGAUUUCUUGUCACUCGCCAACAGCAACAUUGAAUUACCAGAUGUGGUCGGCCAGGUACUUAGUAUUCAAGGCGCUAAUCUUGAUGAUCCGAACUCAAACCAGAAGAUAGUACUUCUGCUCUUAAUGAAGGAGAACUCUAUACUUGAACUCGACGGGCGCAACAAAGUUCUACGUAACCCAAUGCUCGCCAUGGUUGCAAAAUUCAUGAAAACCAUGGGGAUAGAUGCCAAAACAGCACAACCUACCAUUGACAAGAACCCAAAUGCAACAACAGACAUGGUGACGUGGAAUCUGAAACAGAUCACUCAAUACCUUUCUGGUGGAGAUAACAAGGGAAAAGAAGUCAAAUGCAUCGCUAAAAUUGAAGGGAUAUCUGCACGUAACGGCUGGCACUAUGUCUCCUGCGGGAAGUGCUCCAAAAAACUCACCCGCUCAACCACUACCUUUGUUUGCAACAGCUGCAACAAUCCAAAUGCCAUAGGAAUCAUCAAGUAA
This is a messenger RNA of Eutrema salsugineum, 822 nucleotides long. RefSeq lists its product as uncharacterized. The record is from RefSeq and is a predicted model, not a curated record. The coding region runs from base 1 to 822 and encodes 273 amino acids. Lineage: Eukaryota; Viridiplantae; Streptophyta; Magnoliopsida; Brassicales; Brassicaceae. Gene Ontology annotation, molecular function: DNA binding. Gene Ontology annotation, cellular component: nucleus. The transcript has 7 exons. Gene Ontology annotation, biological process: DNA replication; DNA repair; DNA recombination.